Cynara cardunculus var. scolymus (artichoke) is the source of this 10288-nucleotide messenger RNA. RefSeq names its product BEACH domain-containing protein B. The transcript is spliced from 41 exons. Gene Ontology annotation, molecular function: protein binding. NCBI's taxonomy places the organism in Eukaryota, Viridiplantae, Streptophyta, Magnoliopsida, Asterales, Asteraceae. The coding region runs from base 289 to 9990 and encodes 3233 amino acids. The record is from RefSeq and is a predicted model, not a curated record.
CUUUCCCCUUCUCGACAAAUUUCUCACUGAGUUUUUGAUUUUUGAUGAACCAGACGAAUUGAUUAUCUUGGUGAAGGAAGAAAUCAACAUCAGAUUACAGAAGAAGACUGUAGAUCUAUUGAACGUCUCCAAAGAAGACAAAUUUUGUCUACCAAAUUCAGUUUCUCGAUGGUUUCGCUCUUUAAGCGAUGAUCCGCAAUCGGAAGGCUGGUUUGUCGUCAUCGAAGUUUCGGCGAAUAAGUUUGAUGGGUAUAAGUCUUGAUUGUGUAUGAUAUUGGCGGUUGAAGAAUGAACAUCGUAAAAGGUGUUGCUGGUCUUAUUCGGAGAACAUCCGGCUACAGUGGUGAGUAUGGUGCAGGGUCACCGUCUCACAGGUUCCCUGUUCCGGUUCCAAAAUAUAAAUUCAGUGAUGUUGGUGACGAGGCGAUUUUAUCUACACUAUGGGAGAGAUAUGAAAGUUCAUCUGAUAAGGCAGAAAGACAAAAGGCUUUUCAUAUAUUUCUUAAACAAUUCUUAGUAAUAUACAAGAACUGGGAGCCAUUUGCUUCAGAUUGUUCCUCUGAGGUUGCUUUAUCUGGGGAUAAUCCUCAACGUCAUGAUGAGGUUAUAAUUGGCUGCUCUGCUGCACAUCCUGCUGAAAUCAUAGUGAUCUUAAUAGAAGAAGUUACACACAUAACAACCAUGGUGACUGAAUACAUAUCAGGGACUUCCAGUAGCUUGAUCAUCACAUCAGAAAGUUUUCCUGUCUUGAAAGCCUUGAUUAUCAUGACCCGGUCAAUGCAUAAUUGUAAAGUUUUGGGCUAUUAUGGUGGUAUUCAAAAGCUGACAGCACUAAUGAAAGGAGCUGUUGUCCAAUUGAAAACCAUUGUUGGCGCUCUUUCAGCUGAUGAAACUUUAUCAAGUUCAAAUGUAGAAAAGGCUGGUCUUUUACAAAAAAUACUUGUACAUGUGGUUUCAAUUGUAUGCAGCUUUAUCAAUUUACGAUUAGAUGUAUAUGGAAAGGCUCAGAUAGACAUUGACAACUUAGAGGCCGGUGUUGAAAGGAUUGCCACAACUCCAGAACCUUUCAUCGAUUCAAGGGAUCCUCUUUCUGAAAAAAGAGUGCAGUGGCAUCAGAAGGCAGUCAUAUCAGUGAUGGAAGCUGGUGGUCUUAAUUGGUUAGUAGAGCUGCUGCGUGUUAUUAGAAGGUUAAGCUUGAAAGAACAAUGGACGAAUUCAUCCCUUCAGUAUCUAACUUUAAGAACUCUUCAGUUGGCACUAACUGAUAAUUCACGUGGUCAAAACCAUUUUCGGAGCAUUGGGGGACUUGAAGUGUUGUUGGAUGGUCUGGGAGUACCGUCAUUUAACUCCUUAAGAUCAAGUUCCUCUUCUAAUCGUGGAAGUGGAGAUAUAAAUCCUUUAAUGUGGAUUCUGCAGCUCCAUGUUCUUUCUUUGGAGGUUCUCAGGGAAGCCGUCUUUGGCAAUUUGAACAAUUUGCAAUUUUUAUGUGAAAACGGAAGAGUGCACAAAUUUGCAAAUAGCUUUUGUUUGCCAGCGUUUGUGUUCCAAGAAUUCAUGCAGCAAAGAAGCAACUCGGCGGUGGAGGAUGAUACAAAAAUCCCUUCCUCUGUUGAUAGUGACCGCAAGAGCAGUAUUCAGAAUACAGGAAUAACAGAAACUUCUUCGUCUCUUAAUACUCCUAGUUGCCAAUAUUGGAGUAAUUAUACCGUCAAUUUGAGCAAAACUCUCUAUUCCUUUAUUCUCACAUUAGAGGAUUUAAGAUCACAUCAAGUGCAAUCAUAUGGUCGAAGUACUUUUCCAUUUUCUUCUGCAUAUGGAGAACUUUCGAUAAAGUUCAUCAUGAGGGUUCUUCUAACUGUAUUUCCAAGCAUUAAGGCCUUCUCAAAUCAAAAUGAGCUUCCUAGCCACUUAAGGAUAUUUCUGUAUUCGCUGCAACAUUAUGUGCUCUUCGUAUUUAGAAAGAUCCUUGUUUUAUCCCCCUCAUUGUUGGAUGUAUUUCGGUCAGAAGGGGUGUGGGAUUUCAUCUUUUCAGAGCACUUCUACUUUGGAAGUGGUUCAACAGUAAUUCCUGAAGCUUAUUUUAACUAUAGCGACGUUCGUCCCUGGAGCAGUGAGCCUUAUACUCGUUCAAAAUCCAGUAACAAACAUGCAUCAAGUAAUGUAACUGAUAUCCUUCAAACAAAUGUAAUUUCUGUCGUGGAAUUUGCUGCAACCCUCGAUGCAACUUCUCAUAACAUGCCCGAAUGUUCUGUGCUCUUAGACACCCUUGAACUAUUUGCCUGUAAUCCUGAGGUUGACACUGGCCUAGCGAAGUGUCUCCUCCACAUUUUGCAGCUUGCACCCGAGAAAACUGUUUCCUCUUUUAGAACACUUGAUGCAAUUCCUCGAGUGCUCAAAGUUUCUUGUAUUCAAGCUCAAGAGUCCAAAAAAUCAAAUUCACCAGGGACAGUGCAUAGUUGGCGUGAUAGUAUGGAAUCUUGCAUGCAGCUAUUUGCCGAAUACUUUUCGGUUACUGAAGAAGCACAAUAUUUGGUUUUGAAUAGUUCUACUUGUAUUGAUUGUUUGUUCGAUCUUUUCUGGGAAGAAUGUUUGAGAAGGUCCAUGCUUUCUUAUAUUUUUGCUCUGAUGAAGAUCAUUCCAUCUUCUGAAGAAGAUCAAAAGGCAAAGUUAUAUUUAUGUUCUAAAUACUUGGAAACCUUCACACAAGUCAAAGAAAGGGAGAAGAACUUUGCAAAACUAUCAAUUGAUCUGCUGGUUGGGAUGAGAGACAUGCUCUUGAAAGACCGAAUGUACUUCCAGACUUUGUUCUGUGAUGGUGAGUGUUUUCUGCAUGUUGUAUCUUUAUUGCAUGGGAACACUGAAGACGAAGAGGGUGAAAAGCUAGUACUGAAUGUUCUUCAAACUCUAACCUCUCUUCUUAUGGGUAAUGAUGCCUCAAAGGCUGCUUUUCGAGCUCUUGUUGGCAAGGGUUAUCAGACACUGCAAAGCUUGCUGUUAGACUUCUGUCACCGACGACCAAAUGCCGGUCUAUUAACUGCUCUGCUCGAUAUGCUUGUUGAUGGAAAGUUCGAUCUCAAGCGGAGUCUUGUUAUGAGGAAUGAAGAUGUUAUCUUGCUUUAUCUGAGUGUGUUGCAGAAGAGCAGUGACUUAAUGCGAAAUGAAGGGCUGAACGUAUUCCUUCAGCUGCUUAGAGAUUCCAUAUCAAAUAGAGCAUCAUGUGUCCGAGUGGGAAUGCUGAGCUUUCUUCUUGACUGGUUUCCUUAUGAAGAAAAUGAUAGUGUUGUCCUGAAAAUUGGCCAGUUAAUUCAGGUCACUGGUGGACAUAGUGUAUCUGGGAAGGAAAUCCGCAAAAUCUUUGCUCUACUUCGAAGUGAGAAAGUGGGAACUCGGCAACAGUACUGCUCACUAUUGUUAACCAAUAUUUCAUCUAUGCUAAAUGAAAAAGGACCGACGGCCUUCUUCAAUUUCGAUAGAGAUGAUUCUGGAAUAUUAAUCAGCACACCAGUGCAAUGGCCUCUUUAUAAGGGAUUUUCUUUUUCUUGUUGGCUCCGGGUAGAAAGUUUUCCUACAAGUGGAACAAUGGGGCUCUUUAGUUUUCUUUCAGAAAGUAAAAGAGGAUGCCUGGCUGCCCUUGCAAAGGAUAGGCUAAUUUUUGAGUCAAUCUACCAGAAACGACAGUGUGUUACAUUUCCUCUCAGCCUUGUUGGUAAGAAAUGGCAUUUUCUGUGCCUAACUCAUAGUAUUGGCAGAGCUUUCUCAGGAGGGAGUCAAUUAAGAUGUUAUCUGGAUGGAGUUCUUGUUUCGUCAGAAAAGUGCAGCUAUGCCAAAGUCACUGAGCCUUUGACCAGUUGCAUGAUAGGAGCACCAAUUAAUUUGCUUUCUUUUGAAGAAGACAGUGCUUCCUAUUCCAGCAAAGAAUCAUCUCCAUUUUUCGGUCAGAUGGGUCCAGUUUAUCUCUUUAGUGAUGCCAUCACUUCUGAACAAGUGCAGGGAAUCUAUUUCCUAGGACCAAACUAUAUGUACUCGUUUCUUGACAAUGAAUUUGCGGUUUCUGCCGAUAAUCCGUUGCCCAGUGGAGUUUUUGAUGCCAGAGAUGGUCUGGCCUCCAAGAUUGUUUUUGGACUUAAUGCACAGGCUAGUAAUCGUAGGACAUUGUUUAAUGUUUCACCUUCGCUGGAUCAUGCGCUUGACAAGAGUUCAUUUGAGGCAACUGUAAAAAAUGGGACUCAACUAUGUUCUCGCCGCUUAUUGCAACAGAUUAUCUACUGUGCUGGGGGUGUUUCUGUCUUCUUCCCGCUAUUCACUCGCAUUGAUUUGUAUGAGAAUGACAGCCAGCAACUUGGAUACAAUUUGCUUACACCUAUAACGAAAGAGCGCUUAACUGCUGAAAUCAUUGAGCUUAUCGCCUCUGUUCUAGAUGAGAACCUGCCUAAUCAACAACAGAUGCUUAAUCUUUCUGGAUUUUCGGUUCUUGGGUUUUUAUUGCAAUCAGUGCCUUCCCAACAGCUUAAUAUGGACACUUUAUCAGCCCUGAAACAUAUGCUAAAUGUUAUUUCGAAUUGUGGCUUGGCUGAGGUUCUUGUAAAGGAUGCAAUUGCACAUGUAUUCCUUAAUCCUUUCAUCUGGGUAUACGCUGUCUACAAAGUGCAACGGGAACUAUACAUGUUUCUCAUUCAGCAAUUUGAUAAUGAUCCAAGGCUUCUCGAGAGUCUGUGUYGUUUUCCACGCGUUCUUGAUAUUAUUCACCAGUUUUACUGGGAUAACAUGCCUUAUUCGACUGUUGGAAGCAAAGCUCACUUGCAACCUAUAACAAACAAAGAUUUUGGAGAGAGGCCCAACAAGGAAGAAAUACAAAAAAUACGACUGCUUUUACUAAGUAUUGGUGAGAUGAGUCUCAGGGAGCAUAUUGCAGUGUCAGAUAUUGAAUCACUUGUAUCCUUUUUUGAGACAAGUCAAGACAUGGCGUGCAUUGAGGAUAUUUUACAUAUGAUUAUCCGAGCUCUUUCUCAAAAGUCACUUCUCGCAUCGUUUCUUGAUCAAGUCAAUUUAGUUGGUGGCUGUCAUCUUUUUGUCAAUCUGCUUCAAAGGGAUUAUGAACCGAUCCGAUUACUUGGUUUGCAACUCCUGGGAAGACUUUUGGUCGGUAUCCCAUCUGAGAAGAAGGGGUCAAAAUUUUUUACUUUGGCUAUGGGAAGAUCAAAGUCUCUUUUAGAAGGCCAGAAGAGAGUCGAGUUAAGGUUGCAACCUAUUUUCUCCGCCAUGUCAGACAGGCUGUUUCGUUUUCCUCAGACAGAUGUUCUGUGUGCAACCUUUUUUGAUGUUCUUCUCGGUGGUGCUAGUCCGAAACAGGUCAUACAGAGACAUAAUCAGCCUGAGAGACAAAGAAGCAAGGGAAACAACUCCCAAUUCUUCCUACCUCAAAUAUUGGUUCUCAUUUUUAAAUUUUUGUCUGGCUGUGAUGAUGUGAAUGCAAGAAUUAAAAUAAUUGGAGACCUGCUUGAAUUGCUAGAUUCAAAUAUCUCUAACAUUGAGGCACUUAUGGAAAAUGGAUGGAAUGCAUGGUUAGUUGCUUCUGUGAAGCUUGAUGUGUUGAGAAACUACAAAAUGAAGUCACGACUUCAUGGUGACAAUGAAUUACUAGAGCAGAACUAUGUGAGGACAUUAUUUUCUGUAGUUCUUUGUCACUACAUACAGUUGAUAAAAGGUGGCUGGCAACAUUUGGAAGAGACUGUGAAUUUUCUCCUCAUGCAAAGCGAACAAGGUGGAAAAUCAUAUCGGUAUUUGGUUCGUGAUAUAUAUGAGGAUUUGAUGAAGCGGCUCGUGGACUUAUCUUCCAGAGAAAAUAUUCUUUCUUUGCAACCAUGUCGUGACAACACAUUGUACCUUCUGAAACUAAUUGAUGAGAUGCUGAUUUCUGAACUUGAUAACAAGCUUCCAUUUCCAGCAUGUGGCAAUGAUUUCUCUCCUGAAUGCAUUGAGUUGGAAAAUGAUAAAGAGCUUGUAUCUGCUUUGUAUGAGGCCCUUCAGGGAGAAAAUCAUGAUCAUCUCUCAAGAGAUCCAAAGGUUCUCAUGCAGUCUGUUCUCAAGGAAGUUGAAAAGAUUGAUGAAUCAUGGUGGAAUCUCUAUGAUAAAUUGUGGGUUGUCAUUAGCGAGAUGCAUGGGAAAGGGCCAAGCAGGUUGUUGCCAAACUCUUCAUCAACCAUAGGACCAUCUUUUGGCCAAAGAGCACGUGGUUUGGUUGAGUCGCUGAAUAUUCCUGCUGCAGAAAUGGCCGCAGUUGUUGUAUCAGGAGGAAUCAGCAAUGCACUGGGUGGAAAGCCAAACAAAAUAAUUGAUAAAGCAAUGCUACUAAGGCCUGAAAAGUGCUCAAGAAUUGCUUUUCGUCUCAUGAUCAUAUAUCUAUGUAAGUCUUCUCUUGAAAGAGCAUCACGAUGUGUCCAGCAGUUCAUUCCCAUUCUGCCUUGUCUCCUAACUGCUGAUGAUGAACAAAGCAAAAGUAGACUACAACUUUUUAUCUGGGCCUUGCUUGCUGUUAGAUCCCAGUUUGGGAUGUUGGAUGAUGGUGCUCGGUUUCAUGUCAUUGCACACUUAAUCCGAGAAGCGGUCGAUUGUGGGAAGUUGAUGCUGGCAACCAGUCUUAUUGGAAGAGAUGAUACAUCAGAUAUAGGCAGCAUCUCAAAGGAAACAGGAGCAAUCCAGAAUCUGAUACAAAAGGAUCGUGUGCUUGCUGCGGUUUCCGAUGAGGUUAAAUAUCUAAGAAAUGCCACUGUGGAGCGGACAAAACAGUUGGAUGAGUUCCGUGUUAGAAUGGAUGAGAAUAUGUCUUCUGAUUUGAACCAAUGGAGAACUUUUGAAGAUGAAACACGCAGUAGCUUAAAUGCUAUUCUUGCCUCAGAUGAUAGCAGAAGAGCUUCUUUCCAGCUUGCUCAUGAUGAGGAGCAACAAGUGACUGCUGAAAAUUGGAUUCACAUGCUUCGCACUUUGAUUGAUGAAAGAGGUCCAUGGUCAGCUAAUCCUUUCCCUAACAAAAUCGUUACACAUUGGAAACUUGACAAGACAGAAGACACAUGGCGUCGUAGGCAGAAGUUAAGGCAAAAUUAUCAUUUUAAUGAAAAGCUUUGUCAUCCUCCUUCCACUCUUCCUAGCAAUGGGACUGUUCCUUCUGUGACUGAAACAAAAUCAGGCUUUGCGGCUCACAUUCCACAGCAAAUGAAACAGUUUUUGCUUAAAGGAAUUCGAAGGAUAACAGAUGAAAGUUUCUUAGAAUCUGUAGAACUUGAUGCUGACAACAGUGAGCAGAAGGCCUCUACCAGUGAGGAUCUAUCAGAGAGACAAUACUCCGAGGGUCCAAAAGAUGAAAGUGAUCAGAAGGAUCUCCAGGAGCGGAAAGAUCAUUCCUCUACCUCAAUAGACUCAGAAGCUAGGGAGGUCCUCAUGUCUGUUCCAUGUGUACUUGUCACCCCUAAAAGAAAACUAGCUGGGCGUUUGGCUGUCAUGAAGAAGUUUUUACAUUUUUUUGGCGAGUUCUUGGUUGAAGGCACAGGGGGGUCAUCUGUUUUUAGAAAUAUUCAUGCAUCAGGCAGUUUUGAUUCAAACAAAAGUGAUAAUUUAGGAAUGCUGAAGCAAAAGUUUAUUAAAUGGCCAGUUAAUUUAGAUUUAACUUCUGAGGGAGAGUCCUCUGAUAACAUAAAUGCAGUUCUGGGUAAUCUUCUUCAGAAGCAAUCUGAAAACAUCAAGCGCCAUAGAAGAUGGGAAAUUGGCAAGAUAAAGGCUGUCCAUUGGACUCGCUAUUUGCUCAGAUACUCUGCCAUUGAGGUUUACUUCAAUGAUUCGGCUGCUCCAAUAUUUUUUAAUUUUGCAUCAAAUAAAGAAGCCAAAGAAGUCGGACACUUGAUAGUAGCCACUAGAAAUGAAUCUGUUUUUCCAAAGGGGUACAGGGACAAGGCUGGAGUUAUUUCCUUUGUUGAUAGACGUGUGUCCUUGGAGCUUGCCGAAACUGCCAGAGAGAGUUGGAGGAGAAGAGACAUUACCAACUUUGAAUAUCUGAUGAUUCUCAAUACCCUUUCUGGCCGAUCAUAUAAUGACUUAACUCAGUAUCCUGUAUUUCCUUGGGUAUUGGCUGAUUAUUCAUCCGAGAAUCUUGAUUUCAACAAGUCUUCUACUUUUCGUGAUCUUUCAAAACCUGUUGGAGCACUGGAUCAAAAACGUUUUGAGGUUUUUGAAGAUAGAUACCAUAAUUUUUCUGACCCUGAUAUCCCCAGUUUCUAUUAUGGAUCUCAUUACUCAAGCAUGGGUAUCGUGCUAUUUUAUCUCCUUAGGUUAGAGCCUUUUACAGGCCUACACCGUACACUGCAGGGUGGUAAAUUUGACCAUGCAGACCGCCUUUUUCAAAGUGUUGAGAGCACAUAUCGGAACUGCCUAUCUAAUACAAGUGAUGUGAAGGAGCUAGUUCCUGAAUUCUUUUACAUGCCAGAGUUUCUUGUUAACUCAAACUCUUACCAUUUUGGAGUGAAACAAGAUGGCGAACCUUUGAAUGAUGUCGGCCUCCCUCCUUGGGCCAAGGGUUCCCCUGAAGAAUUCAUAAGUAUAAACCGAGAAGCCCUAGAAAGUGAAUAUGUUAGUUCAAAUCUUCACCUCUGGAUUGAUUUGGUGUUUGGCUACAAACAACGUGGGAAACCAGCAGUGGAGGCAGCAAAUAUCUUCUAUUAUUUAACUUAUGAAGGAGCUGUUGAUUUAGAAACAAUGGAAGAUGAAUUGCAAAGGUCAGCCAUCGAAGACCAGAUUGCUAAUUUUGGUCAGACGCCGAUACAAAUAUUCCGGAAGAAACACCCCAGGCGAGGGCCACCAAUUCCAAUAGCCCAUCCUUUACGAUUUGCUCCUUCUUCUAUUACUUUGACUUCAAUAGUUUCUAGUACAAGUAUGCUACCUUCAGCUGUGUUGUAUGUCGGUAUAUCCGAUACAAAUGUUGUCCUUGUGAAUCAGGGACUCACCAUGUCAGUUAAGUUAUGGUUGACAACCCAAUUGCAAUCUGGUGGGAACUUCACAUUUUCUAGCUCACAGGAUCCGUACUUUGCCAUUGGUGCCGAUGUGCUUUCUCCUCGCAGAAUUGGUAGUCCUAUGGCUGAAAACAUUGAACUUGGAGCACAAUGCUUUACCACAAUGCAGACUCCAUCUGGAAAUUUUCUGGUUUCAUGUGGCAACUGGGAAAAUAGCUUUCAGCUCAUAGCCCUGAAUGAUGGACGAUUGGUUCAGAGUGUCCGACAGCAUAAAGAUGUGGUUAGCUGCGUUUCUGUUACAUCAGAUGGCAGCAUCCUUGCUACUGGUAGUUAUGAUACGACAGUUAUGGUUUGGGAGGUUUUGCGUGUGAGAGCCCCGGAAAAGAGACUACGCCACGUACUCCCAGACUUUCACCGUAAAGACUGUGUCAUUGCCGAUACUCCUUUUCACAUAUUAUGCGGACAUGAUGAUGUAAUCACAUGCUUGUAUGCAAGUGUAGAGCUUGAUGUGGUUAUUAGCGGAUCGAAAGAUGGGACUUGUGUUUUCCAUACCUUACGCAAAGGAAGAUAUCUACGAUCACUUCAACAUCCAUCUGGAUGCCCGUUGUCAAAACUGGUUGCAUCUCGACAUGGAAGAAUCGUACUUUAUUCUGAUGAUGAUCUCAGUUUGCACCUUUAUUCUAUCAACGGAAAACACCUUACCUCUGCGGAAUCCAAUGGCCGUUUAAACUGUGUUGAGCUGAGUAGCUGUGGUGAGUUCUUGGUUUGUGCAGGAGAUCAAGGACAGAUUGUUGUUCGGUCUAUGAAGUCACUUGAGAUUGUGGGAAGGUUUAGUGGUGCUGGGAAGAUUAUAACUUCGCUGACCGUAACCCAAGAGGAAUGUAUCUUAGCUGGGACCAAGGAUGGGAGCCUUCUCGUGUAUUCCAUAGAAAAUCCUCAACUUCGCAGAGCUACCAUCUCCCGAAACCUAAAAUCAAAAGCUUCUGGGAUGUGAUGAUAUGCAUUCUCGUCAACAAUCGAUGAUGACAACUAUAUUGAGGAGGGUUCACAUGGAAUACCAUGAUGUACAAUACACACACACAAUAGAUUCGUUCCAAGGAAAACGGUGAAAGGCGGCCUUGCGUUAUUUGUGAUUUGAAUCUCGAGUAUCGAGUUCUCUAACACACAGAUACAUGUAGAUUAUGUGUUUUUGUUAGGUUAGAUUGUGGACACUAAUGUAUUACUCAACUCUCAUCAUAAAUGUAAUCAUAACGCAACUCCGUAGAUAUCAUCAUAUGUCAAAUUCUGGCUCA